This is a messenger RNA of Saccostrea cuccullata (small rock oyster), 1153 nucleotides long. RefSeq names its product CAP-Gly domain-containing linker protein 3-like. The transcript has 3 exons. The coding region runs from base 23 to 289 and encodes 88 amino acids. Lineage: Eukaryota; Metazoa; Mollusca; Bivalvia; Ostreida; Ostreidae. The record is from RefSeq and is a predicted model, not a curated record. Gene Ontology annotation, molecular function: microtubule plus-end binding. Gene Ontology annotation, biological process: cytoplasmic microtubule organization. Gene Ontology annotation, cellular component: nucleus; microtubule plus-end; cell cortex.
UCUUGCACCGCUGACAACUGGGAUGAAGCCUUUCUCUCCCCGGUCUCCUGGUGACAUUAAUUUAGAGGACGUGGUGAAAUUCUCCAGAGCUGGUGGUAAACUAAGUCAAGGAGCGGUGAAAUUUGUGGGGCAUUUACCGGGUCGCAGUGAUGCUUAUUUAGGGGUAGAGCUCGACAAAGAGGAUGGAAAACAUGAUGGAAAAUUUGAGGGAAUGAGAUACUUCAGAUGUAAACCUAACAAGGGAGUGUUUGUAGCUUUCAACAAAGUUGUUAUGGCCUGGACAAGAUGAUCUUUACUGCAAAUAUGAGUUAUGUCCCUUAGAAUAUCUCUUAGAAAAACCUAAAAAGCCAUACAAUAUAUUGUCCAGUGUUUUGAUCUAGAUUCACACAAUGUCCAUCCAUUAGAUAGACGAAAAUAACUUGCAGAGCUUUUGUUAAACCUAAAUAUUCAUUUUUGCCAUAUCAUACUUUAUACAUCUCAUCUUUCGAAAGUCUAUUUUUAUUAAUAUUAAAGAAGAAUAUUUUUAUUGUCUGUAGAUAUAUUUUAUCAUUUAUAUUUAUUGUCAUGAAUUAUAUUUUUAUAAUUUGGAACCAAUUUUUAUUUAUUUUCUUUUUAAAUCUUUUUUUUUUGCCUUUGACUGUGAUCUAUGUAUUUGUGAAUUUAAUUUCUUACUAAAAAUAAUUUUCUUUGAAUAGAAAAUGAAUGGAGGAUCAAAUUGUCUCUCUUUCUGAAGUCUUCAGGGAAGUCUGUUUGUCUGUCUGUUUUGCAAUGUAGUUUUUGUUUGUGGUAUAUGUUAAAGCAAUCGAUCAUGUGAAAUAUGUCACACAUGUAUAUGAAAUAGCUUGUGGAAUGGUUUUAAAAUUGUAUCAUGUUUAAUGUUAUUGAGUGAAAACUGUUCAUGUUUUCAACAUGGAAAAACCCUAAUUGGAUCUAUUUCAGGUUCAUAGAUUCAUUUUCUUGUGAAAAAAAGAUUGUAGAAUUCCGUCCAUAUUUUACCAGUCCCAAUAACAUUUCAUUAUUUUGAUUUACAUUAACUUGUUUGUGCAUAAAAGUGCUUUUUGUAGGUGUAUCAGGGCUGUGAUUGUAUGUUUAGAAAUAAAAAGAAUCAUUUAUGAGGCUCAUCAGUAUUUGUAAAUCCACUUAAUAUUUAAUU